CUCUCGUGUUCCCCCGGAUGCGUGUUUACUCAGUCUCCUCUCUCCACCCUUGAAAUGAGAGAGUUACAGAGUGGAAGGGACAUCGUUUUGCAAGAAAACCUCCACGAACGGACAUCCAAGAUCAAGACUGGGCGACAGGCGAGGGCAAAGCGCGAAGAGUCAAGGUGUACCGCUUGGAUAAAUUGAUUUGACACCAAGGUCAAUUAUAUUUCUAUAAAAAAAACUUCAGACACGGAGAAAUCACGAACCUCUGAGGAUGGAGCAGGCAUACGGGGCUGGCAAGGCUGGUGGCACCUUCGAUCCAAUUACGUUCUUUCAGCAACCGCAGACUAUUCUUCGAAUAGUAUCAUGGAUCUUUUCCAUUGUGAUCUUUGGAUGCAUUGCUAACGAGGGCUACGUGAACCGACCAGAUGAGGUGGAGGAGUAUUGCAUCUUUAACCGCAACCAGAACGCCUGUAACUAUGCCGUGGGUAUGGGAGCCCUGGCCUUCCUCUGCUGUGCCGCUUUUAUGGCACUGGACGUCUACUUUCCUCAGAUAAGCAGCGUUAAAGACCGCAAGAAGGCUGUGUUAGCUGAUAUUGGCGUUUCAGCCUUCUGGUCUUUUGUGUGGUUUGUGGGAUUCUGUUUCCUGGCCAAUCAGUGGCAGGUGGCUAAACCAGAAGAUAACCCCCUUAAAGAGGGUGGAGACGCAGCCAGAGCGGCCAUCACCUUCGCGUUCUUCUCCAUAUUUACUUGGGCCGGUCAAGCAUUUUUCGGAUUCCAGAGGUACAAGUUAGGCGCGAGCUCAUCUCUCUUCUCUCAGGACUAUACCGAUCCCAGCCAGGAUCCCGCAGGAGCGCCUGCCGCAGGCACAGAGUACACAGGAUACAACGCAGACAUGGAGGCUAAUUACGACGGCUCUGGUGGAUACCAGAACCAAGACUACUAAGGUCGAGUAUAAGGAUGUACACAACAGCCUUAACAAGCUAGGCUGAUUCGGUUAUAUGGGGAAAACAAAAUAUUUGAGGUGAAAAGGACAAACAGGAACUUUGGGCACUUGGGGUAGAAUAUGGGGACCAAAGCAGGUUGACAGGAAUUCAGGGGUUUGUUUGGUGCUAUAAGAACCCCUUGUAGAAUUAACUUUUGGUGACGAUACAUGAAAAAUAAAUGUUUCAUUAAGUCUAUAAUAAAAUAUGAUAUUUUACAAUUUAGAGACUGUGGCACAUGAUCUCUAGAAAGUUUUUUUUUUUUGGUGCCACCAGUAAUUUUUGCCUUCAAUUUUGGGUUUGUGGGUUUGGGGUUGAUCAAAAUGAUUGGUCUUCAUGUGUGUCCAUCCUGAGUAAACCGUGGUGUCUGUUAUCAAAUACAGGACUUAAAUGGUUGGUUUAGUAUACUUAAUCCAGAUUUGUGAAAAGAAAUCUAAACUAAACUGAUGGAGCUUUAACAGUCUCUAAAACAGUCGUAGAGUGAGAAAACCUGCCCAAACUAAAUGUUUCUAAAGACCACAGUGUCUUUCUGUUGUAAGGUGUAGGUGGUUCAAUGCAAGAUUUCAUUAACCCUUAACCUGUCACUAGAACAGAUACUUCAUUGAUAGCUCUCUGCUGCCAUUUUGUCAGUGUCCAAGGAUCUUUAAAGAUAAGUUGUAACAAUAUCAUGUCUGGAAUUUAAUAAGUCUCUGCACUGUUGGCAUAGAACGUACCAAAAGAGAAACUGAAUAGAAUAGCCUAUAAUGUAAUAAAGUGAAAAAAUAUUGAGUAUAGCCUACUUAAGGUGAAUUUUUGAGAGCUGCUGAACUCAAAGGGUUUUUUUGUUUGUUUGUUUUUUCCAGCUUUGAUUGCAUUAUUUAAGGUUUGUUUCUUUACACAAAGACAAUAUUCCAUAUGUACAGAGGCCCAAAACAGUAUUUGGACUCUUAAGCAACAGUUAAAUAGCAUAUAUGUGUCCCUGGACCACAAAACCAGUUUUAAAUAGCACAGGUAUAUUUGCAGCAAUAGCCAAAAAUAUACUGCAUGGGUCAAGGUUAUUGAUUUUUAUUUUAUGCCAAAAAUCAUUAGGUUAUUAAGUAAAGAUCAUGUUCCAUGAAGAGAAGACAUUUUGUAAAUUUCCGGCCAUAAAAAUAUCAAAACUUAAUUUUUGAGUAGUAAUAUGCAUUUGAUUAGUAAUAUGAGCUUAAUUUUUUCAUUUUUGUUUUGUUUUUUUUUUGCACCCUCAGAUUCCAGAUUUUCAAAUAGUUGUAUCUUGGCCAAAUGCCGUGAACAAACCAUACAUCAGUGGAAAGCUUAUUUAUUCAGUUAUUAUGUCUGUCAUUGCACAAAAUUUGAAAACAAUUCAUUUUUAAAGACAUCACAAGCACACUUUUCAGGCAAAGCAGAUUCCAUUUAAAUGAACGAAUUUAGCCCACAAACAUUGCCCGAACAGCACUGAAUGAUGGUGCAAGUCAGUGUUGCCAAGUCCACGGUUUACUGCGGAAUUGGGCUACUUUAACACUGUUGCCGCGGGUUGAAGCGACCCCAAUAACGUGAUAUUUAGCCCCUGGAAUACUAAUUUUACCCAGGGAAUCCUGCCAAAAAACACAAUUUUUAUCGGGGGGACCCCCUCGAAAUGCCAUUGUUCUACUGUUGGGGUAAUUUUGAGUAGCGAAUAGGCAGGUUUUCUUGUGAAAACCUGGCAAUGCUGGCAAGUCGUAUAACAACGUCAGGUGCAUUCAAGUCGCUUUGGUCAUUCAUUUGCGUUAAACUCGUAACUACGAUCUAUUCGACAUGACUUGAACGCAACAUGUGACCACAUAUGUGGUUACUCUACUAGGAUACCUGUGUGAACUUGAGGAGAAAUGACUUCAAGCAUAAACUAAAAUUACCUUGUGCAUUUUUAAGUGUGACUUAAGAGUCCAGAUUUGAUUUAGGGCCGUUGUCCAUGUCGUUUUUAUCAUAGUAAACGUUUACAUUUCUAUGACAGUGAUCGAGACAUAAUGACCUUGGACGCUGUUGAUGUCUUUUAAUCACGAAUGUAAACAAUGUGGUGCAACAAAAAUUCAUGAGACUUUGAAACACUUCUUUGAGAGGGAAAAUGGCCGGGCUAACACUCAAGUUGUAUACUAAUGCUUUAUGCUUCACUCAGAAAUGUGAACAAAAAUGAGGCAGAGUCCCUGAGCAUGAUAAAUUAGCACAUUGUCUAAAGAUGACAAAUUAGUGCUAAUGACUAGCAGAAGACAAAUCCAGCCAAUACCUCACAAUUAUGCUAGGAAGAACAGACUAAUAGACUUCAUUUCAAUGCUAAUGUGUCAAAGGCAAAUGGUCAUGUCAUUAUAAUGGUCUGUCAUUUGUGGAAAUAUUAUUCAGAAUUAUGUAUGCUAAUGAGUUCCUUUGUAGCACCCCUAGUAUUGUUCUCUGGCAGUCUCUUUUUUAUCAUUUCAUUUUUACAUUUUUGAUCAUAGUUACUGUAAUCAUUCUUGCACUAGAGCAGCAGCAUUGUGCAUUACAGAUAAAUGAUUUUUUUUUUAUUUUAAAUUAAGUUAUGAAGAACAUGUUCAUAAUUAUGUACCUGAAUAUAUAAAACCAGCAUAUUUUUAUUUAAUGACAGAGAUGUAAUAUAAUCAAGUACACAAAAUAUCUUUAUAAAUUUAUUACCAAAAUAACUGUCAAAAAUAAUAAUAUCAAUUGUGUAUUUUGCUUUUAAAGGUGUUGUAGAAUAACAUUUAUCCUUUCUCUGUUUAGGAAGUGACAUUGUUUUCUGAAUCAGGAAAAUUUUUCUCUUAUAUUUUAUUUCUUGUUGAAACUUCUAAAAAAGCAAAGCUACAAUACAAUCAACAUAUUAUAUAAGUGAUGUAUCAGAUGUGUUCUUAUAUAAUGUAUAUGUGCAGUUAUGGAGCUGGGAUACAAAAUAUUGUAAAUUCUUUUGAUGUGGUGACUGUCCAUUAACUCAAUCGCUAGGUUAAAAUGGCUCAGUGUAUUUUGUCCUGUCUUGUAUGUUGCUUGUCUGGUAAGACGUCUGAAAUAGCUGACAAUAAAAGAAAUUGACUGAU
Messenger RNA from Labeo rohita (rohu), 4000 nucleotides. RefSeq names its product synaptogyrin 1a (gene syngr1a). The record is from RefSeq and is a predicted model, not a curated record. The coding region runs from base 257 to 928 and encodes 223 amino acids. NCBI's taxonomy places the organism in Eukaryota, Metazoa, Chordata, Actinopteri, Cypriniformes, Cyprinidae. Gene Ontology annotation, cellular component: neuromuscular junction; synaptic vesicle membrane. The transcript is spliced from 4 exons.